Molecule: messenger RNA, 1473 nt
Organism: Rhinichthys klamathensis goyatoka
Lineage: Eukaryota; Metazoa; Chordata; Actinopteri; Cypriniformes; Leuciscidae
Gene: lypla2
Product: lysophospholipase 2
Exons: 10
Coding region: 121-819 (232 amino acids)
Biological process (GO): protein depalmitoylation
Cellular component (GO): cytoplasm
Molecular function (GO): carboxylic ester hydrolase activity; palmitoyl-(protein) hydrolase activity
Source: RefSeq, a predicted model, not a curated record
UUAAGCUUACGCGGUUGCAGAAACGCGAUGACGUCAUGGCGCCGUGUCCCCGCCCCUCUCCGACAGAAGGAGCGGAAGUUCCGUUGUGACCUGGGAUAGCAAGCGUACUCCUCACAUUGUAUGUGUGGCAACAACAUGUCUGUACCUCUGCUCGCUGAAGCCGUGACCGUGUCUGGGACGGAGAAGGAGACGGCUGUGGUGAUCUUCCUUCAUGGCUUGGGUGACACAGGACACGGCUGGGCUGAUUCAAUGACGUCUAUUAGACUGCCGUACAUCAAAUACAUCUGUCCACACGCACCCAGAAUCCCUGUAACUCUCAACAUGAAGAUGACCAUGCCCUCAUGGUUUGACCUGAUGGGCUUAAGCCCAGAAUCCCCAGAGGAUGAAGCAGGGAUUAAGAGAGCAGCAGAGAACAUAAAGGCAAUCAUCGAUCACGAGGUAAAGAAUGGUAUACCAUCCAAUCGUAUUCUUCUGGGUGGCUUCUCUCAGGGUGGAGCUCUGUCUCUCUACACCGCUCUGACCUCUCAGCAGCAACUAGCCGGUGUUGUUGGACUUAGUUGUUGGCUUCCACUUCACAAGACUUUCCCACAGGCUGCAAAUGGGAGUGGAAACAAGGGCACUCCCAUUCUGCAGUGUCAUGGUGAGAUGGAUCCCAUGAUCCCGGUGCAGUUCGGGGCCAUGACAGCAGAGAAGCUCAAGACCAUCGUCUCUCCAGGCAACAUCACCUUCCGCACCUACCCGGGUCUCAUGCAUAGCUCCUGUCCUCAGGAGAUGUCUGCUGUGAAGGAAUUCAUUGAAAAGCAGUUGCCCCGAGUCUGACCUCAAUCUAACUCACUGUGACCCUUAGACACUGACCUCUCACCUCCGACCUGCCAUUCUCUCACAGGAAACAGCCAUGAUCCCCUACAACACAUGCGCAUGAACAUUCAGUUGUACAUACUGUGAACAUGCAAUACAUGCAAACCAUCUCAUCUCACGCCUUUCUUUGUAAUUUCAUACAUUAUUAAAAAAAGUGAUAUUAUUAUUUUUAUUAGUAUAAGUGACGACAGUUGACAUCCGUACAUACAAUAAUAUCCCAUGAAACUUUUGCUCUUUUUUUUUAUUUUUAUUUUUUUAAGGGAGACUCAUUAACUUUCAUCAUACAUUCCUGUAAGCAUUAAAUCUCAAACCGUUUCCCAGUAUCUCUCUCUUCCCUGCUCCUCUGUCUCUUUCUCUCAAGCAAGGCGGUAAACGUAACGUUUUUCCAGACAGCUUUGUCGCAGAACUUGGGAAAGUUCAGAUGCUGCAAAUCUGUGGUGGUGGAGGGAGUUAGUGAGAGCCGGUGCCGUCUGGAGCGAGUCUCGUCGCGCUGCUCUGCAUGCUGGUCCCACGGUGCAUGGCUUCAUCGGGAUGCUGCAACUCAUACUUUUGUUUAGUUUAACUAGAAAUGUGCGAAAGGCAAGCGUAAAUGUCUCAAAUAAACUACUAAUGACU